Messenger RNA from Leucoraja erinaceus (little skate), 3453 nucleotides. RefSeq names its product trypsin inhibitor ClTI-1-like. The record is from RefSeq and is a predicted model, not a curated record. The transcript has 4 exons. The coding region runs from base 720 to 992 and encodes 90 amino acids. Gene Ontology annotation, molecular function: protein binding; serine-type endopeptidase inhibitor activity. NCBI's taxonomy places the organism in Eukaryota, Metazoa, Chordata, Chondrichthyes, Rajiformes, Rajidae.
AUUUUGUUCCAUAUUCUUCCCACUAAAAUGAAUGACCCUUAUUUCCCAUGUAAGCUUGAUAUAGGGGCGUUUUAAUAACAUGGAAAGGCAAUAGAAACUAAAUGGUAUAACUUUGAAGUGAAUGUGAUGAAGGCACAAAAAAACGAAAUAGCCUCCUUCUGUACAAUUGUAUUCAAUGCUAUUAUGAUGCCAUUUAAUAAUCAAAGUGGCAAAUGCCCAUAAAUGAAUUCCCAAUUUCCCCCCAUGUGGAUAGUGGCUGUGGUUUAUACACAAGGCCAUGGCCACUUGUCAUGAUUUGUAACAGUCAGCUUCAGGGAGACAAAGUGCUCACUGUUCUACUUCAGUAAAGACAGGGCAUUUUGGAUGACCCUCAAGAGAUUGUGUCCUCGGAUGUUUGUGCUGUGCCUGGACCUGAGUAAUGCUUUACAUAUGUUCCAGCUUAAUCAUUGUUAUUUGUUGCUUCAGACACUCUCUCUCACACACACACACACACAUACUCACACACGGACACAAGUAUACGUAUACAUAAACACAUACGCAUGCACUCUGGGCCGUCCUCAUCCAGCUUCACCCAAUGUGUGAUCCACAUUGCUCAAUGAGUCACUGGUCAGCCAUCCCUUGAUAUAAACCAGCUCAACCCAAGGCUGUGCAACGCAGAGACAAGGGUCGAAAGAAGGCGAGGACUGCACAUCACCGACACAGGUCUCUGCUGUGGGAGAAUGAAACCAUUCUCAGCAUUUGCUCUUGUCUCCCUCUUUCUCCUCUCCACUGUGGCUGCAGAAUUUUCAUUUUCGGAUGAGGCCACCGAGCCGAUUUGUGAGCAGCUCAGAGAAUUGUUCCAAGUAUGCCCAAAAAGUUACAUACCCGUGUGUGGAACUGAUGGCAUCACCUAUGACAACGAAUGCCACCUUUGCAAUGCAGCUCAAAAAGACCAAACUGAAAUCUUGAUCCAGAAAUUCGGACCAUGCGGAAAUCAACGUCGCACCGAUUAACCAGAUUCCACUAAUUGGUCAAAUUAACAUAUUAUUGUCGGUUGUAUGUAUGUGUCAACAAUGGGGAAAAUAGAGACAAUCAAAACAUGUACUUGCUGGAAAUGGUGUCUUUACAUUUUUUAAAGCUAUUAAAGUUUUUGUUUUGUAUGAGAGCCAAAUAUUGUUUGUACUUUUAAUGACUGAAAAACAAGCCAUUUCAACUAUAGCAUCACAUCCUUGACAAAAUUAAAUCUCCUAAGGUGCUUCACAAACACAUUUAGACAAACAUUAUAAAAGCAGACAGAGGCAAGGUCAGCAGAAGGGGAUGAUCACAAAGAAAUAGUUAUGAACAGGUGGAGAGAUGUCGAGAGGAAACUUCAAAUUCCUAGGAGUAAAUAUCACCAGCAACUUGUUCCGGACAGCCCAUACUGAAGCAAUACCUUUACCUUUACCUCCUUAGAAGGCUUAGGAAGUUUGACAUGUCCCCAACAACCCUCACCAACUUCUACAGAUGCGCCAUAGAAAGCAUUUUAUUGGGAUGCACCAUAGCUUGGUUAGCUCCAUCCAAGACCGCAAAAAUUUGUAGAGUAUUGUGGACAUGGCCCAGACCAUCACACAAACCAACCUCCCUUUCAUUGACUCCAUUUAGCAAGGCCAACAGCAUAAUCAAGGAUGAGUCGCACCCUGGGCACUCCCUCUUCUCCCCUCUCCGUUCGAGCAAAAGGUAUAAGUGUGAAAACGUAAACCUCCAGAUUCAGGGAGUUUUUCCCAGCUGUUAUCAGGCAACUGAACCAUCCUAUCAAUAACUAGAGAGAGGCUGAGCUACUAUAUACCUCAUUGGAGAAACUCGGACUAUCAUUGAUUGGACUUUAUCUUGUGCUAAACAUUAUUCAUGUUAUCCCCUUAUAUAUUUGUACACUGUGAAUGGCUCGAUUAUAAUCAUGUAUUGUCUUUCUGUUUUCUGGUUAGGACGCAACAAAAUAAAGUUUUCACUAUACCUCGGUACACAUGACAGUAUCUAAACUCAAAGUACAUAGCUUAUGGUCCUGCAAUUGAUGUUGCAGCCAUUAAUGGAAAGUAGAAAGAACUCUAAACUUCAGAUGCUGGAAUCUACAGCAAGAAAACAAACACUGGAGAAACUCAAUGGGUUGGGCAGCAUCUGUGGAGGGGAUGAACAGAUGAUAUUUAGGGUCAGGACACUUACACGUCAUAUUUUGGAUCCUACAAUAGAGUGGAAGAUGCACAACAGAUCAGAAAUGGAGGAAAGCAAACCUUAUUUUGUAAUGCAAGGCUGGAUUAUGAAGAAUGAAGUCCAGUAGGAAUUUACACAUAGGAGAUGAGUGAUAUUUGGUGUAUUGUCUGCAGUUCUGGUCGCCCCAUUAAAGGAAAGAUGUGGAGGCUUUGAAGAGGGCGAAGAGGAGUUUUACCAGAAUGCUGCCUGGAUUAGAGGGUUUCAGCUACAGGAACAAGUUGGAAAGACUUGGAUUAUUUUCUUUGGAACAUAGAAACAUAGAAAAUAGGUGCAGGAGGAGGCCAUUCGGCCCUUCGAGCCAGCACCGCUCGAAGACCGCACCGCUCAGCAACGUCAAAGUUUGAAGGGAGACUUCUCCUUCUUUCGUGUGGCGUGCACAGCCUAAAGUUGUUGGAAACUUAUUCUAUUUGAUCUUCCAUUUGUGCACGUCGAGUUGAUUGCAUUAGUCGAAACAGGGCGGGCCACGUGAAAGUUGCAACCUUCCACCCCAAGGGAGACUUGACAGAAGUAUAUAAAAUUAUGAGAGGCAACAAUAUGGGAGACAGUCAGAAUCAUUUGUCACAGACUAGAAUUGUGCAACAUUAUUUAAUGAGUGGAGAAGUUUAAUGGAGAUGUGCAUGGCAAGUUUUUCCACACAGAGUGGUGGGGACCUGGAAUACAUUGCCAGGGAUGGUGGCGGAGGCAGAUACGAUAGUGGCUUUGAAGAAACUAUUAGAUAAGUACAUGGAAGUGCAGGGAUUAGAGGGAUAUGGAUCAUGUACAGGCAGACAAGAUCAGUUUGACAUGGCAUAAAUUCGGCACAAACGUUGUGUGUCGAAGGUCCCAUUCUUAUACUCUAUAUAACUGCAGGUGAAACAGGGUCUUAGUGAUGGAGAGGACAUGGGGCCAGAAACUAAGUUGAAGAAACCACAAUUAAUCUAUUUUAUUAAAAGCAAUCAGCAUGCACCAUAUUGUAAUCACAUCAGAAUCUGAGUGAAAUUAACAGUGCUGAUACUUUAUUUCUUUUAAAAAUAUUUUUAUUCGUUUUUUUUCCCCAAAAACAAAAACAAAACAUAAAAAAAGAGCAAAAAGAAUAAUGAUAAACAUAACAAUGAUAUUGAUACAUAGGGAUCAGGAUUACAUUAAUAACAGGUAUAACCUAAUAUGAGACCGGAGUCAAAAUACAGAAUGAAUAUAGACCUUCCAAUCUCUAUGUAAAUAUAGUUAAAUAUUUAAAAGAAAACAUAUAUG